AUGUUCAAGCAUAGAGACAACGUGGCUCAUGAACCCUUCAGCAUAGACCCACAGGGAAGUGGAGCAAUCAUGCGGGCAGUCAGCUUUGGUCAAGAGCAGAGGCAGCAGGCUGGUGACAUAGACAAUGUUCCGGUAGCGGCGGCGAAAAAGCGUCCGCGUGACAUUCGCGGAAUUGAGCGGUUCAGACAAGUCAUUUAUGGUGAGAAGGGUCUGCCUCGUUUCCACGCAAUGAUAGCACGCAACCCGAUUCUUAUGUAUCCACCAGAAGGAAUAGGUGCGGCGCGACAGCGAAUGCAAAAGAAAUGUGAAGAGGCAACUGAUGUCGUGCCAGACAAGGGUCACCAAAAAAAAAGAAUGGCCAUGAGUCCUACCCUUUAG
Trypanosoma rangeli is the source of this 378-nucleotide messenger RNA. RefSeq lists its product as uncharacterized. Bases 1 to 378 code for a protein of 125 amino acids. The transcript has a single exon. The record is from RefSeq and is a predicted model, not a curated record. Lineage: Eukaryota; Euglenozoa; Kinetoplastea; Trypanosomatida; Trypanosomatidae.